AUGGCGCAUGAGUCCGGGGGGGGGCAUACCAACGGCAGCGUUCCCACUGCCUCCGGUGCUCCUCCCCCGGCGCCAGCGCCCGACGUCGAAAUCCAAUAUGUGUCGGCCGACCUGGAGAGCGAGUUGGCGGGUGAUGACCCGGCGCUGGAAGAAUUCAGGGAGAUCUUCAAGAAGUUUUCCACGGCGGAGGAGCUCUGUGGCACCAGCGUGGACGAUGAAAAAGGGGUUGACGAGGGAGGAGAGGGUGCGGGGGAGAAAGUUUCAGGCGGUGAGGGCCGGGGGGGGGAGGAGGACGAGGAGGAGGAGAAAACUGGGUCGCGUCUAUCUAGAAAACAACGGAAGAAGCUGAACCGACUGUCGGUGGCGGAGCUCAAGCAGCUGGUAGCCCGACCCGACGUGGUGGAGGCGCACGACGUGACCUCCCAGGACCCGCAGCUCCUCGUGCAGAUGAAGGCCUACCGCAACUCGGUGCCGGUGCCCAGACAUUGGUGCCACAAGCGGAAGUACCUGACGGGGAAGCGCGGCAUCGAGAAGGCGCCCUUCGAGCUCCCCGACUUCGUCAAGGCUACCGGGAUCCAGAAGCAGCGGGAGGCGAUGGAGGAGAAGCUGCGCCUGCAGACGGCCCGCCAGAAAAUGCGCGAACGUGUGAACCCGAAGAUGGGGCGGAUGGACAUCGACUACGCCGUGCUUGAGGACGCCUUUCUCCGCUACCAGACCAAGCCCCCCCUAACGCCGCACGGCGAGCUCUACUACGAAGGCAAGGAGUUCGAGGCGCGCACCCGGAACCACACCCCAGGCGUGCUCUCGGAGGAGCUGGUCAACGCACUUGGCAUCCCCCCCCUCUACCCGCCUCCUUGGCUCAUGAACAUGCAGCGGUACGGCCCCCCUCCCGCCUAUCCUGCGCUGCGGAUCCCGGGCUUGAACGCUCCUUUGCCCGAAGGGGCGAGCUUCGGAAUGCACCCGGGAGGUUGGGGGAAGCCGCCCGUGGAUGAGAGGCAUUGGGGGGGCGUGGAAGUGGAGGAGGAGGAGGUAGAAGAGGAAGAAGAGGAAGAAGAGGAAGAAGAGGAGGGGGAGGAGAGAAGGAAGGAUGAAAGUGGGCUGGAGACCCCCGUGACAGAGGCGACGGGGCUAUCGUCGGUGGUGUCGGGCCUGGAGACCCCGGGGGAGGCGAUGGGUAUGGAGCUGCGGAAGCAGGCGGGGCUGGAGGCGCCGAGCGAGGAACCCAAGGAGCUGUACAAGACAAGAAAUAUGUGA
Messenger RNA from Nannochloropsis gaditana CCMP526, 1254 nucleotides. It is a transcript of the gene SF3B2, whose product is annotated as splicing factor 3B subunit 2. Bases 1 to 1254 code for a protein of 417 amino acids. Gene Ontology annotation, biological process: mRNA splicing, via spliceosome. The transcript is spliced from 3 exons. Gene Ontology annotation, cellular component: precatalytic spliceosome; nucleus; U2-type spliceosomal complex. The record is from RefSeq and is a predicted model, not a curated record.